AACUCCGCAACAUCUCCCCUCCACAACACAGCCAAAAUGCUCGCCCGUGCUACUUUCCGCGCCGCAUCGGCCCCAACCCUUGUCGCCCGCCGCGGCUUCCAGUCCACUCGCGCCCAGUUCUCCAGCCCGUACCACUACCCCGAGGGCCCGCGCAGCAACUUGCCAUUUGACCCCCUCAAGAAGGGCUUUGCCUUCAAGUACUGGGGAUUCAUGGCCACUGGAUUCUCCCUUCCCUUCCUCCUCGCAGUCUGGCAAACCAAGAAGAACAAAUAGGCACCAUCUCUCACAGUGUGGACAUGGGGCUCGGGCACGCCAGGGACACAAUGCCUGUAGAAUAUUGGGCGGCCCUUUUGGUGACCGUAUAGACAUAGCAGUAUCAAUUUCAUUGUCUGUCUCUCACUGCUUGUAACAUAAACUGAAGACUUGUGGUGCUAACUCGUCGGAUAAUGGCGGGCUGAUCGGUGGGCGCGACGCCUUGUAGUGUGCAAUACUCUUCAGAGAUUUUUUAAGCCUAUAUUGAAAAGGCCAAAACUGUACCAAAAAUGUACAAUGUUUAGCUCAAUGGCUCUUGCACUCGCA
Bipolaris sorokiniana ND90Pr is the source of this 579-nucleotide messenger RNA. RefSeq lists its product as uncharacterized. The coding region runs from base 37 to 273 and encodes 78 amino acids. Gene Ontology annotation, biological process: mitochondrial electron transport, cytochrome c to oxygen. The transcript is spliced from 4 exons. NCBI's taxonomy places the organism in Eukaryota, Fungi, Ascomycota, Dothideomycetes, Pleosporales, Pleosporaceae. The record is from RefSeq and is a predicted model, not a curated record.